Molecule: messenger RNA, 1129 nt
Organism: Betta splendens (Siamese fighting fish)
Lineage: Eukaryota; Metazoa; Chordata; Actinopteri; Anabantiformes; Osphronemidae
Gene: dnajc17
Product: DnaJ (Hsp40) homolog, subfamily C, member 17
Exons: 11
Coding region: 62-1009 (315 amino acids)
Biological process (GO): spliceosomal complex disassembly
Cellular component (GO): spliceosomal complex
Molecular function (GO): RNA binding
Source: RefSeq, a predicted model, not a curated record
GACCGUUUCGUUUCUCUUUCUGCGUUUUCUGUAUUAGACUUGAAGUCGUUCGUUAACAACCAUGUCUGGAAAGGCGAAGGACAUCCUGAACAUGGACCUGUACGGGUUACUCGGCAUCGAAAGCUCUGCUACAGCGAAAGAGAUCAAGAAGGCUUAUCGACAGAAAGCCUUGACGUGCCAUCCAGACAAGAACCCAGACAACCCCAAAGCAGCGGAGCUCUUCCACCAGUUGUCCCAGGCUCUCGAGGUGCUAACGGACGCCGCUGCUAGGGCUGCCUAUGACAAGGUUUGUGCUGCCAAGAAACAAGCAGAAGAAAGAAACAGGAAACUAGAUGAUAAGCGAAAAAAAAUUAAGCUUGACUUGGAAGCCAGAGAGCGACAAGCAGAAGCUCAGAGCCAGAGCGUGGUGCAGAUUACAAGAACUCUUGAAGAAGAGAUCGCCCGUUUGAGGGAGGAGGGAUCCAGGCAGCUUGAGGAGGAACAACGGCUGGUCAGAGAGCAAAUCCAAAAAGAAAGAGAAGCGCAGCUGCAGCAAACGGGGGACUGCCCUCAGAGAAGAUCAGACAGAUGCUCCAAUAACAGCGGAGUCACCCCAAAACUGAAGUUGAAGUGGAAGUGUAAGAAAGAUGACGAAUCAAACGGAGGCUAUGCUCAGGAUGUUCUGCUGAGACUUCUACAGAAGUAUGGAGAUGUUUUGAAUGUGAUUGUAUCUAAUAAGAAGAAAGGAAGUGCUGUGGUUGAAUUUGCAACUGUUAGAGCAGCUGAGCUUGCAAUUAAGAAUGAAAGCGGCCUGAGUGGAAACCCGUUGAAGAUUUCGUGGCUAGAAGGAGAACCUGAGGUCACGGCUCCAGCGUCUCAGCCCGGCCACUUCGUGCCUUCACAGGGCUCCCUGACGAACGAGCGGGACUACGAGAGCGUGGUGAUGAUGAGGAUGAGGCAGGCUGCCGAGCGACAGAGACUCAUAGAGCAGAUGCUGAGGGAGGAUGAGGAGGACACGGCCAGGUCAUAACACAGGAGACUGUUUCAGGCUUUAGUUUCAUAAAGCCUCGUACUGUAUGUGUGUGCUUAUUGUUUGUGUAUCUACAACAUUAUGUGGUGAAAUAAAUGCUUUUUAAUCAUUUUAAAGUCA